Solea senegalensis (Senegalese sole) is the source of this 1831-nucleotide messenger RNA. RefSeq names its product CLN6 transmembrane ER protein a (gene cln6a). The transcript is spliced from 7 exons. The record is from RefSeq and is a predicted model, not a curated record. The coding region runs from base 124 to 1065 and encodes 313 amino acids. NCBI's taxonomy places the organism in Eukaryota, Metazoa, Chordata, Actinopteri, Pleuronectiformes, Soleidae.
GAACGACUGUAGCAGCAAGAGGAAGUUAGUUAUCUGUCAGUUUAAUACAGUAAGAAAUAAUCGAGCGGGAUUCCGAUCACCGUCCCUGGUUUGAUUCCAGUUCUCGAUCAGGAGACACAACACAUGCUGACACCAAACACUGAGCCGGAAAUGAGCUCCGUGCGGAAACGUCGAGGUACCGAUUUACGCGGGACAAAACAAACCAGCACCUCAAGUGGUUCGAAGGAGAAUGUGCCACAGAAGAAAAGACAGUGCUUCCACUUUGACCUGUGGUUCUGUCUAACUCUGCAGAACUGGAUACUGGACUUUGGAAGGCCUAUUGUCAUGAUCAUACUUCCUCUGGAAUGGUUUCCGCUGAACAAGCCCAGUGCUGGAGACUAUUUCCACAUGGCCUACAAUGUUAUAACGCCAUUCCUCAUGCUCAAGCUGAUUGAGCGCAGUCCCCGUGCACUCCCUCGCUCGACUGUCUACCUCUGCAUCAUCACGUUUGUCAUGGGAGCCAGCAUCCACCUGGUUGGAGACUCUAUUAAUCACCGGCUCAUCCUAAGUGGCUACCAGCUCCACCUGUCAGUCAGAGAAAACCCUAUCAUCAAAGACCUGAAACCGACUUCACUGAUCGACUCUUUUGAGCUGUUGUAUUAUUACGACGAACAGUUGGGACAUUUGAUGUGGUAUAUUCCUUUCUUCAUCAUACUGUUCAUCUACUUCACCGGCUGCUUCACCGAGUCAGACCAACAAAAAAAGUUGCCCAUAUGUGGUUGGCUGUUGCUGGGACCUAGCGCUCUCUACUACUGGUACUUGGUUACUGAGGGACAAAUCACUGAACUUUUCCUCCUCACCUUCGUUGCCAUGGUUGCCAUGGUGAUUUAUCAACAGCAAAAAGGCCUCAGCCCUGACAGCAACGGCUUAUUCCUGCUCUGUAGCUUCAGUGUUACUGUGCUCCUAGUGGCACUGUGGGUGGUCUAUCUAUGGAAUGACCCAGUGCUACGGAACAAGUAUCCUGGACUCAUGUAUGUGCCAGAGCCCUGGUCCUAUUACACGUUACAUGUCAAGAACAACCACUGACCCACACAUGCUCCAGAUCUGCAUUACUCUGAGUCUGAGGAAGAACAAAUUGCCUCCCUGUCAUGUUUUUAUGAACCAUCUCUUCGUUUUCCAGCCAGAUGUCCUGUGACUGAGGCGCUGUUUGAAAUUUGAUGAAAAUUAUUUCUGUGCAACAACAGCCUCACUGUCUGACAUAUGGUGCUGCUGGCGUCAGACUGGAAUUUUUUCCUUUUCUUCUAUUUCUGUGCUAAUACAAGUGGGAGUUGUUGUGUUGUGUCUCAUUUUGCAAAUGUGCAUCCAGAUUUGCAAAACUUGUCUGGAUAUGGUGACAUAAGAACCGAGAUUAUGAUGCUGUGGGCCUUCCCUCUGCUUUACCUCACACUUGUGCUUUACACUCACACACUCCAUGGCUUGGGGGUUUUUUUUGUAAGAAAAUUACCAAUGUUUAAUUGGACUCUGGUUAACCCCAAUAGAUUCAUUUUUCAAAAUUGAUCCCACAAAUUGGGUAAAUCAUCUUCAUGCCCCUCUCAGCUUUUGUGAAUCUUUGGGAAUUUGAGGCAUUUGCAAGGUCUAAAAUUCAAAAUGCUCACAUUAAGUGCAGUUGAAUAACAGGUAUAAAACGCCUCAUCCACAGGUUUCUGCCUCAGGUGUAUAUUAAAUGGUCAAUCACAACACAAUAAAGUAUUGAAUAAAUAUUAAAUAUUAACUGAAUCUAAAAAUGCACCUCAUUAACACACACACACACACACACUGUUUUACACUGUCUUGAUUAAAAUAAUCUACUUCA